Styela clava is the source of this 1838-nucleotide messenger RNA. Its product is annotated as DNA primase large subunit-like. Gene Ontology annotation, cellular component: alpha DNA polymerase:primase complex. Gene Ontology annotation, biological process: DNA replication, synthesis of primer; DNA replication initiation. Lineage: Eukaryota; Metazoa; Chordata; Ascidiacea; Stolidobranchia; Styelidae. The record is from RefSeq and is a predicted model, not a curated record.
UUGAAUGCCAUAACGGUUGCUUGUUUUUCAGUUUUUGUAUUUAUUGUAAUAGCAGUUUCUUCAAAACCUAAAAAAUGCAGUUUGGUGGAACACCCAAACCAUCUGCUUCUAGAAGAAAGCGACUUCGAUUGGCGGAUGGCUUAUCUGAUGACCUUUACCCUCACGGUUUAAUGAUGUAUAACAGACCACCAAUGUGCAACAUCACCCUCCAAGAAUUUGAAUCAUUUGCAUAUGAUAGAGUAAAAGUUUUGCACUAUUUGGAUUCAUUAGGAGUGUCUUAUGUCAAAAAUAGUCCAGAUUACUGCCAAAAACUUGGAGACUAUUUAAGAAAAAAUUAUGUUGGGUUUACAUUAACAUCUGAGCCAUCGAAAGAUACAGAAGAAAGGAAUUUAGAAUGGCGUCGUAAGGAUCACAUUUCCCACUUUAUUCUCAGACUGGCGUAUUGUCGUUCCGAUGAACUUCGUCGUUGGUUUUUGGAAAAAGAGGUGGAUUUAUUCAAAUAUCGAUUUAAUUGUGAAUCAACGUCAAGUAUCAAACAAUUUUUAAUGUUGAAUGAUAUGACUUAUUAUCCAAUCUCAGAGGAGGAAAAAGAAAAGUUUUCUGCGCAUCUAAAAUUGAUAUCCUACGAUAUGACUCAGUCUAAGGUCCAGUCAACUAACUUUUAUAAAGUUCCUUUCACUGAUGUUUUGAAUCUUGUAUCAUCACGUCGUGUGUUUAUCAACUCAGGUUAUGCCUAUGUUCCACAGUCAGAGUUGAUAUCCAUCAUUAGCACACGUUUUCGUGAACACCUAUCUAAAGCUUUAGCUCAGACUUCAAGAUCACUACCUGAGUUAGAAGAGGAUGAUAGACUCUUGCCUAUACUUAGGGGAUUCAAUAAAAACACUCUUGCUGAAGCAUACGAUCCAAACAAAAAUACUGGCAAAGUAUCUAUCAAGCAAAUUGAUGAAUUAUCUAAUAUCUCAUUUCCAUUAUGUAUGCGACAAUUGCAUCAAGUUUUGCGUGAGACUCAUCAUCAUAAGCACUGGGCUCGUUUGCAGUAUGGACUUUUCUUAAAGGGCAUAGGUGUUACUCUUGAGGAAUCAAUUAAAUUCUGGAAAGCUGAAUUUAGUAAAGGAGUUGGGGAAGAAAAAUUCAACAAAGAGUAUUCCUAUAAUUUCCGACAUAUGUUUGGUCGUGAAGGUAAAAGAACAAAUUAUGCUCCUUAUGGUUGCAUGAAUAUUAUAAUGAAAAAUGUACCAGCACCUGGUGAACACCACGGUUGCCCUUUCAAACACUCAUCUCCAGAACUCUUAAAACAACGCCUCCAUCACUAUAAAAUACCAAAAGACUCAAUUGACGAGAUCAUUAAACUAAUGAAAAGCCAGCAUUAUCAAAUUGCUUGUACAAAAUACUAUGAGGUGACACACAAAGUUGAUGAAGCAGGUUUUCAACUUAACCAUCCAAACCAAUACUUUGAUGAAAGUCAAAUGCUCUUGAAAGGUGAGAAAAAGACCACCGGGCUGAAACCUAGUCAAGGAAAUGCAGAAUUUACUCCGAAGUGGUCACAACCAGUUCCUGAAUCUCAAACUGAAGAAUCAGAAAUGGAAUUGGAUGCCUUAAUGACAGAAGUUGAUGUUUAAACUGCUGGAAAUAAUAUUACAGCCAAUAUUAAUUGAUGUUUAUUUAUCAAUAUGUUAAAUCAUACUUUAUAUUUCUCAACAUAUUUUGUGCAGCAAACUAUGGUGUGAAUGUAUGACCAACCGUGAGCCACAGGUACAAGUCAUGAUCAUGAAUGGACCAGGAUUGCAAUUCUGGAAUAUGUAAAUUACAAUUUAUAUGAUUAAAGGGGAACAACUGUU